AUGUUGUAUCUGUCUCUCCUUACCGGCCUUUUGGCUGGGGCUUCAGCUAACCCGAUCGCUCGAUCGUCUCAAUACCCCAUCGUCAACACCACGCAGGGAAACGUGCAGGGAAUCGCAUCGCCUUACCGCGAUGGAAUCACCGUGUAUAGAGGCAUUCCCUUUGCCGCACCACCAACCGGUUCCAAGCGAUGGACACCUCCAACUACAGCGAAGCCUUGGUCUGGUGUCUUCAAGGCAGACACCUUUGGACCGCAGUGCGCCCAGACAACCUCCUCCUCGGCCGGUAUCUUCAACAUCGCCUCCAACACCUCCAGCGAGGAUUGUCUUUUCCUCAACGUGUGGACGCCCACAUACAACGACACAUCAGAUCUUUCGUCCAAGAAACUGCCCGUGUAUGUCUGGAUCUAUGGUGGUCGCUUCACGGGUGGCUCUGGCGAUGUCAUGACGUACGACGGCUCCGGUCUCGCAAGCAAGGAUAUCAUCGUGGUGACGCUCAACUACCGUCUCGGUCCAUUCGGUUUCCUGGCGCACCCUGGUCUAUCCGCGGAGUCGGGACAUAACAGCUCUGGAAACUAUGGAAUCUUGGAUCAGCAGUUUGCCCUCAAGUGGGUGCAGGAUAACAUUGCUCACUUUGGUGGAAACCCCGACCAGGUCACCGUUGGUGGCCAGUCGGCGGGUUCUGCCAGUGCGCUGGAUGUGAUGUGGAGUCCUCUUGCAAAGGGUCUUGCUCACGGCAUCAUUGCUGAAAGUGGUGCCCGUGGUCCCCAUGAUCCAGAGACUGGCAGUGCAGCCACCAGUUACCGUACCAAGGCUGCUGCUGAAGCUGAGGGCGUGGACUUUCUGAAGAAGAUGAACGUCACUUCUCUUGCUCAACUGCGUAACGUCUCCAUGGAUGCUCUGUUGGAGUACGACUCGUUGAGCGACACCACCUUUGAAGGAACGCAGUUUGAAAACCUCACCACCCAGUUCAUGGAGCCUCCACUGUGGCGACCCGUCAUUGACGGCUACGUCCUGACACACAGCUACGGCGAGGCCCUGAGUCUCAACGACCACGCCGACAUCCCCAUCCUCACCGGAAACAACAAGGACGAGUCCGGCGCCAGCACCGACCCGGGCCUGACCGUCUCCUCCUACAAGACCGACUACACAGAGAUGUUUGGCGCGUACGCCAGCGAGUUCUUCACCCUCUACCCAGCCACCAACACCAGCCAGGCCAACGACAACAGCAACGAGCUCUUCCGCGACAUGAGCCGGGUCGGAACCUGGCGCUGGGCCCUUGACUGGGCAGCCGGGGGUGCAAAGAGCAACGUCUACACGUACUACUUUACGCACACGCCCGCGGAGAACCCCAGCUCAGGCGCCUACCAUGGGUCUGAGCUGUGGUAUGUCUUCAACAACAUCCCAUAUACGGACUACUCCAACGUCACCUGGACGCCGACCGACUAUGCGAUCGAGCGCAAGAUGUCGCAGUACUGGGCCAACUUUAUCAAGAAGGGAGACCCGAACGGAGAGGGGUUGGUUUAUUUCCCGCCGUCCAAGGAGACGAAGCAGACUAUGUGGCUUGGGAACUCGUGGGGGUCAGGACCGCUGUCCCAGUCUGACGAGCGCAUCAGCUUUUUGGAGAAGUGGGAGGCUAGUCUGGAGGAGUGGUAG
Molecule: messenger RNA, 1653 nt
Organism: Aspergillus wentii DTO 134E9
Lineage: Eukaryota; Fungi; Ascomycota; Eurotiomycetes; Eurotiales; Aspergillaceae
Product: carboxylesterase/lipase family protein
Exons: 1
Coding region: 1-1653 (550 amino acids)
Source: RefSeq, a predicted model, not a curated record